CCCAAAACCCCAAUUUUCCCUUCACUUGUCCACAGUGCUUGUAUUUAGUUUAGAGCUCAAUGAACAAGAACACAGAGAAUCAAGAACCUCUUUAAUCUAAAACCCCUCAAAAAACCCUAUUCUUAUUAAAAACAAAAAAAGUCCUCCAUUACCAUAACCAUGAGAAUCCCCACCAAGUCCCUAACCAGUCUCUUCACUCUCACUGGCAAACCACUCGCUCGCACUCUCUGCACGGCCACCGAGACUCGCACCCAGAAGCUCGAGCGAAUCGCCGACGAGAUCCGAGACCUCACCAAGCUCGAACGCUACGACUACUCCGUCCUCUGGAGGCACAAGAUGGGCCUCAACAAGUACGGCCCAGCAAUCUCCGGGCUCGGCCCAUCCUCGGCUUCCGGAUCCGGAGCCGGGUCGGGCGAGGAGGCCAAGGCCGCCGAGAAGAGCGCGUUCGAUUUGAAGCUGGAGAAGUACGACGCGGCGGCGAAGAUCAAAAUCAUAAAGGAGGUGAGGACGUUCACGGAUUUGGGGUUGAAGGAGGCCAAGGAAUUGGUCGAGAAAGUCCCUGUGGUGUUGAAGAAAAGUCUCACCAAAGAAGAGGCCGAACCCAUUCUCGCUAAGCUCAAGGAAUUGGGUGCCACUGUGGUAUUGGAAUAAAGAUUGAUUUUUGUUUUUUUUUAAUGUUUAAAUGUAGAAUAAUGGUUGUUCUUAGAUUAAUGAGAAAUGAGAAAUUCUGAGAUUUUUUGUUUUUGAGAGUGGGGGUUUAUGUUAUUGGGGGGCUUGAAAGCCGAAUCUGGGUGAGUUUGUGAUCCCAGUUUUACUAAUGAGAAAUGUUUCUGUUCAAAUU
Quercus robur (English oak) is the source of this 841-nucleotide messenger RNA. RefSeq lists its product as uncharacterized. The record is from RefSeq and is a predicted model, not a curated record. Gene Ontology annotation, biological process: translation. Gene Ontology annotation, cellular component: ribosome. NCBI's taxonomy places the organism in Eukaryota, Viridiplantae, Streptophyta, Magnoliopsida, Fagales, Fagaceae. Gene Ontology annotation, molecular function: structural constituent of ribosome. The transcript has a single exon. Bases 160 to 651 code for a protein of 163 amino acids.